This is a messenger RNA of Babesia bigemina, 180 nucleotides long. RefSeq lists its product as hypothetical. NCBI's taxonomy places the organism in Eukaryota, Apicomplexa, Aconoidasida, Piroplasmida, Babesiidae. The record is from RefSeq and is a predicted model, not a curated record. The transcript is spliced from 2 exons. Bases 1 to 180 code for a protein of 59 amino acids.
AUGCAGUUAAUGCAAAAAUUGGUCGCAAAAACGCGGCUGAUUUUGUCGGAUGCCGCCACUGCAGCGUCGGAGCUCAAUGAAGACCGCUUGGUUCUCAGUCGUUUUUAUGGACUGUUUCGCGGACUCUUGCUGGAUUGUGUUAAAAAUUCGGCCGAUGUGAAGGAUCCUCUGCAGGGCUGA